CGAAACUUUAGGCACACAGCGAAUUAGCGAAUUCCGGCAGUGAUUACUGUCUUAAUUACUUUUGGGACCGAUCAGUAGACCUACUGAGCAUUGUAGUUGCAUCGCGUACCAACUAUAUAUGUGCCGACUCUUGCAUAUUAACGAGGACGAAGCAGCUCACCAUUCUGCCUUCGGUUUUAUUAGUUACUCAGUUAGGCAGGGUAACAACAAUCCAACUACGAAAUCUUUCUAUUAUAGUUACUCUUGCUUGUGGUCGCAGUUUCCUCGAAUCGAUCUCCUUAGCCAUGGCGGAGAUGGUCGGUUCUGCGGCUGCGGAGGAGAUACUGAAGCAGGUCUUUUCUGGUCUGAUUGGCAAGCAGCAGCACCAAGAGGGAAGAGAUGAGCAGGAGCAUCACAUGGAGAGGCUGGAGAUGGCGCAGCUCAAGCUGGAGACCGCGAUCGAGACAUCUUGCAGAUGGCAGAUCAAGGACGCGUCGCUGCUACGCUGGCGCAAGAAGCUCAAGCGCGCAGCUCGGGAGUGCGACGACACGCUGCGCGGCUUCAGGCAGCGUGCCGCCGAAGACGAAGCCAGAGAGCAAGAGGCGAGGGGCUCCUCCUUCCCCAGGCGCUGGGCUCAUGCCACCAAGUCACUCGUCACGGCUUUCUUCAGCCGUGACAGCAGCUCCUCGGCUGUUCGAAGGUUCGAGAGGCUCGCCGACGGCGCCGGCGAGUUCCUGAGGUUCGCGGAGCUCGGCGGCACGCCGCGCCGGUACAUGUUCGCCGACCCGCUCAUCGGGCACCUCCUCGCCGGCCAGGAGCUCCGGUACAGACUCGUACGGAGAGGCCAGUACCAUCUGUUCUGCGUGCGCCCGGUUCGCCUGGGGGAGGACCGUGGGAUGGAGGCCAAGCUCCUCUUCUUGUACGAGGACGACGAGGCGCCGGAGAAGAACCUGUGCCUGGGCUCCAUACUGCGGCUCUCCGAGAGCACGGACAUAGUUGGCACCAUCGUCAAGUUCCUGGACCUGCUGGUGGUGGCUCCUCAUUUCAAGCCCGCAGCUGAGUCUGUCAGCAAGGAGCUCGCCAAGCUGCCGACGCAGGACUUCUGGUGGGUACCGUAUGUUGACUCCAGCCACUCCAGCCACAAGAAGCACUGGAACAGCAUCCACAGCAGCAUGACCCAGUGGUUUCGCCCAAACCCACUGUGCUGCAAGCUGCAGCAUGAGCUGAAGCUGAGGCCCUCCUCCAGCAGCAGCAGUAUGCAACUGUCAGAUGUGGCUGAUCUAGAACCAGUCAUCGAAGUGGCCCUGCAGCGCCUCAUCCCACUGUCCGAGUACAACGAGGACAGGAGCAAAGCUGCCGAAGGCGAGACCAGUUGCCUCAAGAACGUGCCGCAUCUGAAGAUCGAGCUCCUCCUCGCCCCCCAUGGCUCCUCCGAAGGUCUGCUCCCCUCCGCGGAGAGCUCGGCGACCGAGGUGAUCGACGGCGCGGAGCAGGGUGGUGCGCACACCAACAUCGGCCUCGAGCAGCUGGACGAGUUCAUGCUGCCCAAGGCGAUCGACUGCCUCCGCAGGAAGGCCGAGGCGACGGCGUACCAGGUGUCCUGGAAGUCCAGGCACGGCGUGGCGUUCCUUCUGGUCGAGAAGACAGGCCUGACGAAGAUGCCGCCGAGACACAUCACAGGGGUCCGGGACAGGAGGCUCAUGAUCCAGCGACGCCGUGACCCCAAGCUAAAGAAAUGGGUGCAGCUUGUCAAAGACUUCCUGAAACUGUGGGUUGCGCAUGCUCCUCGGAAGCUUCAGAGCUCGAUCGUGGAAUGGAUUCAGGAGGUGGAUGAAAGGCAGCUAGCAUGCCAGGCGAACUAGUCCAUGAUAUAUACACUCUGUUGUGUUGGCAACCAGCAACAGUACUUUUCUCUUACACCAAAUCAGCAUCAGCCAUUAGCUACCAGCCACCUAGCAGUACUUUUCUCUCACAGCAAAUCAGCACCAGUCACCACCAGUCAUAGCUAGUCGAAUAUAAUGAUAAUUGAUAAUAAUGUACUUGUACUAAAUUAAGUCUCUGAUACAUGUGUAUUUAUAUCAUGGUCCGGUACAAUGAUAUCACCAUAUACUAUA
Panicum virgatum (switchgrass) is the source of this 2093-nucleotide messenger RNA. RefSeq lists its product as uncharacterized. The record is from RefSeq and is a predicted model, not a curated record. Bases 285 to 1841 code for a protein of 518 amino acids. The transcript has a single exon. Lineage: Eukaryota; Viridiplantae; Streptophyta; Magnoliopsida; Poales; Poaceae.